GGAGAGGGGUCACCCUGUAGCCGAACCACACAAAUGCCAAGGCCGCUUACGCCAUAGGAAGACCCAAGCACUAAGCCAUGUUCCAGGACACCUCCUCCUAUUUACGGAAUGGUUUCUCCGGUCGGCUUAGAGCUGACUGGGCACUUUAGCGUCUCCACCUCCUCCACCGCCUAGCACCAGGAAAGGAGGAGUCAAUAGAGGAAUGGGAGGAGUGAGUGGCACGAGGGGCGGAGUUCUCGGAGGGGGCGAGGCUGGAGGUGGGGCCCUUGACCUGGAGAGAAGAGUGGGGAGGUGUGACUUAAGAGUGUGGCCUGAGAGGGGCGUGGCCACGUUGAGGCAGGCGGAAGCUAUGAGCCCUGCUGGGCCACGUGGGGGUGGUAGCGGGCCACCGGGCUGAAGCGCCAGGGUGCGGUACCCAAGUCCUGGAUCUCAAGCAAAGCGGGGGUCAAGGCGGAGUGGGCGGGGCGGGGGCGGGGCCGAUCCAGGGGGCGGAGAUGGGGAGUCGGGUGAGUGGAGCCGAUUUGCGCUGGAGUAGACGAGGCAUAAGCCGAAGGACAGCCGCGGGCCGCGUCGUUUCCCUUCCUUUGCCGGAGCAGCAGCCGCCACAGACGACGCGGACUACGCGGACGCGGACCCAGGAGCCGAAGGCGGGCACUGAAAACAGCAUGGCGGAGCAAGUGGCCCUGAGCAGGACGCAGGUAUGUGGGAUUCUCCGGGAAGAGCUGUACCAGGGCGAUGCUUUCCACCAAUCAGACACGCACAUAUUCAUCAUCAUGGGAGCCUCGGGUGACUUAGCCAAGAAGAAAAUCUACCCUACGAUCUGGUGGCUGUUCCGUGAUGGGCUCCUCCCUGAAGAUACCUUCAUCGUGGGUUAUGCCCGUUCUCCACUUACCGUGGCUGACAUCCGAAAGCAGAGCGAGCCCUACUUUAAGGCCACUCCAGAAGAGAAGCAGAAGCUAGAGGAAUUCUUUUCUCGCAAUUCUUAUGUGGCCGGCCAAUACAACGAGCCGGCCUCCUUCCAGCGCCUCAAUGCCCACAUGAACUCCCUGCACCAUGGGCCCCAGGCCAACCGACUCUUCUACCUGGCCUUGCCACCCACUGUCUACGAGGCUGUUACCAAGAACAUCAAAGAAACUUGCAUGAGCCAGAUAGGCUGGAACCGGGUCAUUGUGGAGAAGCCCUUUGGGAAGGAUCUGCAGAGCUCCGACAAGCUGUCCAACCACAUCUCUUCACUAUUCCAUGAGGACCAAAUCUACCGGAUCGAUCACUACCUGGGCAAGGAGAUGGUACAGAACCUCAUGGUGCUGAGGUUCGGUAAUAGGAUCUUUGGACCCAUCUGGAACCGAGACAAUAUCGCCUGUGUGAUCCUCACCUUCAAGGAGCCCUUCGGCACCAUGGGCCGAGGGGGUUAUUUUGAUGAGUUUGGGAUCAUUCGUGAUGUGAUGCAGAACCACCUCCUCCAGAUGCUUUGCCUAGUGGCCAUGGAGAAACCCGCCUCCACCAACUCUGAUGAUGUCCGUGAUGAAAAGGUGAAGGUCCUGAAAUGUAUCUCAGAGGUGCAAAUGACUGAUGUGGUCUUGGGCCAGUAUGUGGGGAACCCAAAUGGAGAAGGGGAAGCCACCAAAGGCUAUCUAGACGAUCCCACGGUGCCUCAGAACUCCACCACUGCCACCUUUGCUGCCGUGGUCCUAUACGUGGAAAACGAAAGAUGGGAUGGUGUCCCUUUCAUCCUCCGCUGUGGGAAGGCCCUGAACGAACGCAAGGCUGAGGUGCGGCUGCAGUUUCGGGACGUGGCUGGUGACAUCUUCCAGCGCCAGUGCAAGCGGAAUGAGCUGGUGAUCCGUGUGCAGCCCAAUGAGGCCGUCUACACCAAGAUGAUGACCAAGAAGCCAGGGAUGUUCUUCAACCCUGAAGAGUCUGAGCUGGACCUGACCUACGGCAACAGAUACAAAGACGUGAAACUGCCGGAUGCAUACGAGCGCCUCAUCUUGGAUGUCUUCUGUGGGAGCCAGAUGCAUUUUGUGCGCAGUGAUGAGCUUCGGGAAGCCUGGAGGAUCUUUACGCCCCUGCUGCACCACAUCGAGCGGGAAAAGACCCAGCCCAUUCCCUACGUCUAUGGCAGCCGAGGCCCUCCCGAAGCAGACGAGCUGAUGAAGAGAGUGGGCUUCCAGUAUGAGGGCACCUACAAGUGGGUAAACCCCCACAAGCUCUAAGCUGGCCUUCCCUGUGCCCGAGUCAGUCCGGAGGCCCACUAGUCACUUCCCCAGACUCCAUGCUCCUCUCAGUAUGUGGGCCUCCCUUCAUGCCAGUCUGUCCUCUCUAUCCAUCCCCUGUUCAUGUUCUACACGCCUAGCAACUCUCGGGACCAUGGGACCAGGAACCUGACCCUGGGGGAGAGGGAGGGCCCUCUGGGAAAUUCCCUGGCCCCCUCCACUCCCAGCAGCCUCGGGGCCCCAACCACUAGCUCCUCACCCUGUUUACAGCCACACUGGGUCACCCCUUCCUGCAUCUGCCACUCAGCAGUGCCAGACAUACUUCCACCUGCUUGGGCUCCCAGAGCCAGCUACAUUCCAAUACCAGCCACUGGAGAUGGCCUUUGUUUCCCUUUGGGACUACAGCUUUACGAAUACAGAGAAUUAAUUACUAGUCUCCCCA
Monodelphis domestica (gray short-tailed opossum) is the source of this 2655-nucleotide messenger RNA. RefSeq names its product glucose-6-phosphate dehydrogenase (gene G6PD). The record is from RefSeq and is a predicted model, not a curated record. Gene Ontology annotation, molecular function: NADP binding; glucose-6-phosphate dehydrogenase activity. Gene Ontology annotation, biological process: glucose metabolic process; pentose-phosphate shunt, oxidative branch. Lineage: Eukaryota; Metazoa; Chordata; Mammalia; Didelphimorphia; Didelphidae. Gene Ontology annotation, cellular component: cytosol.